CUGUCUCCUCUCGGACUCCCGGCGUGGCGCGGAGCGCCUGUCUCAGGGCGCGGGUUCGCGGCCCGCCCGGGGACCGUCACUACAGAGACGCAGUGGGCAUUCUGGCGCGCGGGCGGCGCACGGUGCGCGUGGGCGUGUCCCAUCGGGGCCGCGCCGCCCGCCCCACCCCAGCCGGGUUGGUUACCCCCCAGGCCCAGUUCUAACGCCCGGGCCGGUCGGCCGGGCCCGCGUGCCCUCGGCGGGCUGCGCACAGCGCGGGAGUUGGUCGGGGCUGGGCAUGUCAGGAACCCCUAGGGUAACCGCCACUGCCGCCGCCGCCGCCGCUGCUGCUGCUGCCGCCGCCGCCGCCACAGCCACGGCCACAGCGUCCGUCCCCGGUCCGCCCCGCUGAAGCGCGGAGAUGAAAUUCCCGGCCUCGGUGCUGGCGUCGGUGUUUCUGUUCGUAGCCGAGACGACGGCGGCGCUCUACCUGAGCAGCACCUACAGGUCGGGCGGGGACCGCAUGUGGCAGGCGCUGACGCUGUUUUUCUCGCUGAUGCCCUGCGCGCUAGUGCAGCUCACCCUCCUCUUCGUGCACCGCGACCUGAGCCGCGAUCGCCCGCUCGUGCUGCUACUGCACCUGCUUCAACUCGGGCCCCUGUUCAGGUGUUUUGAAGUCUUCUGCAUCUACUGUCAGUCAAGCCACAGUGAAGAACCUUAUGUCAGCAUCACCAAGAAGCGGCAGAUGCCAAAAAAUGGCUUCUCAGAGGAGAUUGAGAAGGAGGUGGGCCAGGCAGAAGGCAAGCUAUUUACCCACCGUUCUGCAUUUAGCCGGGCUUCAGUGAUCCAGGCUUUUCUGGGCUCCGCCCCCCAACUGACCCUGCAGCUGUAUAUAAGCGUCUUGGAGCAGACCAUCACUGUUGGAAGAGGCUUCCUCAUGACCUUGUCCCUGUUGUCCAUUGUGUAUGGAGCUUUACGCUGCAACAUCCUAGCCAUCAAAAUCAAGUAUGAUGAAUAUGAGGUCAAAGUGAAGCCUCUGGCCUAUGUCUGCAUCUUCUUCUGGAGGGGCUUUGAGAUUGCCACACGAGUCAUUGUCCUGGUCCUCUUUACCUCUGUCCUGAAGACCUGGGUGGUGAUGAUCGUACUCAUCAACUUCUUCAGCUUCUUCUUGUACCCCUGGAUCAUCUUCUGGUGCAGUGGCUCCCCAUUCCCCGAAAAUAUAGAGAAGGCCCUCACCCGGGUGGGUACCACCAUCGUGCUGUGCUUCCUCACUUUACUGUAUGCUGGCAUCAACAUGUUCUGCUGGUCAGCUGUACAGCUGAAAAUUGAUGACCCUGACCUCAUUAGCAAGUCCCAGAAUUGGUACCGGCUCCUGGUGUACUACAUGUUGAGAUUCAUCGAGAACGCCAUCCUCCUGCUCCUGUGGUAUCUUUUCAAGACUGACAUUUAUAUGUAUGUGUGUGCACCUCUGUUGAUUCUGCAGCUGCUCGUUGGGUACUGCACAGCCAUUCUCUUCAUGCUCGUGUUCUACCAGUUCUUUCACCCUUGCAAAAAGCUCUUCUCCUCCAGUGUUUCUGAAAGCUUCCAGGCAUUUCUCAAGUGUUCCUGCUGGAGACGGAGGCAGAAAUCCUGUGAGUCCUUAGAAGAGACAGACCUGAGGUCAUCCAGAAAACAAGAGGAGAUGCCUUCUAGCAGUAAAAGAAGUCCUGAGCCCAUUCAUAUCUUUAGUGCUGAAGAACUGUGCUCUGCUUAAGGGACCCAAGGUCUCUCAGGGCACAGGCAUAUUGUUUUCUGGGUUGAUACCUGUUCUUCAUGUAAGCGAUGAGCACUGCACAAGGAACCUGGCAGGAAGUUAGCUGUCAACUCCUCAUGAGCUGCUGCUCUUUAGAUGCUCUUGGGUAUGUGGGAACUAGGGGGAGAAGCCAGGGACACUUGGCGCAGAAGGGGAAGCCUAAAGCACGACAGUUUACAGGUGACCAUGUUGUGUUUUUGCAGGUCUUUUUGGCCUUUUCACUGACAGAGUACCCCUGAAGUCUGAGUUAGGCUGGUUAGAUCCAUCAGGUAGAAUGAGGAAAGGGGCUUACUUGUUUUCUAGUUUUCUGGAUUGUUGGUCUGAUAGCCUGAUAAUUUGUUUCCCCCAAACUUAGUUUUUACCCAAGAGCUGUCCUGAUGACCAGAGAAGGUUACUAGGGUUUUCCCAUCAGCAACAUCAUUCCUGUCAGAGCUUACAGGAAGGGUUGUUCAAGUUUGGUUUUUGAAUAGAUACAUGUUCUAUUUUCAUCUCAUUAGGGCUUUUUGUACAUAACCAACUAUAGCCAUAUGGCAUGCUAUCAUCUGUAAUUGAUUCGAGAACCUAGAUUUGGAAAUUUGAUUCCCUAGGAUCCAUGGCUGCAACAUUACAUUCUAAAUUUGGUUAUGGAAGCCCUAGAUUUUUAGGAAAGUCGUGCUCCUUCCAUAUGUUGAAGAAAUUGUGGAUCAGGAAGGUUGUUAAAACAUCAAAAUGAUGGAGGCUUAUAUAAGUAGAAUUCCUCCCUUCACAGAAUGUUUGAAGAUGUGAGUCAGCUUGAAGGCAGGCUUUAACCUCCAUAAGGUUCAGUCAUGUCGUACAGUUCUGGGAAAUUUCUAGUAGAAUUUGCUAGGAUUCACCUUUUUUAGGAAAGAAUUAAAUAAAAGUGAUAGUUUUCACUCUGGCCUCCCCCUUCCUUGUUUGUCAGGAAACUUUGAGACAAGAGUUACCUCGGUUAACUUAAAUUUUUCUAGAAAACCCUGCAGAAAUCUCUUGCCCAGUGCAGGUAUACAGGGCAUUUUAAUUUUCAUUAUUUGAAGGGAAAGGAUUUUCCUCACCACCCACCCCUAGAUAGUGAUUGACUUAAGAAACAUUUUCAGUAAAUAGAGAUGACAUGACUAGAAGACUUUUUUGUCCCUCAAGGAAUACAUUUUGGUUUGGCAUAAUUGUGAGUUAAUUUGAACAAGAUCUCCAGUUUUAUCAUCCUCCACCUUUUAUCUUCUAUAUAAUUUCUUCUUUAAUCUAGAAUUCUCUUGUUUCAUUAAAGAGGAUUGGCUAGCAUGUUCUCAAUUGUCUUUUAAAAAAAUGCCUAGUGCUAGUGCUAUUAUUUCUACCUUUUAGCAUCUUGAUAAUAAAAUACCUGGAAACCAUAAAGAUCACACUAAUUUAGAGUGAGGAUGAAAGUAAGACCUGAGAAAUUUACAAAGAUAACUCAUUUAUGGACUCUACUUUACCAGAUGGAACAGGAAUCCACUUCUCUGACUAUAUGAAUGCACAAGACAUACUUAUUUGGCCAUCCUGAUUCUGAUAAUUUUCCUUUUUUAAUUUUUUUUGUGUGUCAGAUAUAUAAGUAAUUUCAUACAGAUGAAAAUGUGAUUCAGAAGUCAUUUUCCACUACAUUCAUGGGUUCAUGAAACAAUAAAUAUUAUUUCACAGGAUCCAUGUUCUUUAAUAUUUUACACAAUUCUGUAUAUAUUAAUUAGAUCCUAAACCAUAGAGCCUCGAUUUUAGUUUUAUGAGAUACCUUUCCUCAUUUGAAAUUCUUUUGGUUUAUCAAUAUUUAUUGUUUAAUUUUGUAGGAAUGCCCAUUUUUGUCUAUUUUUAGCCAAAUAAGAAUAAACUCUAGACUGUGUCAUACACUUGUCCUAUUUUUAAUAGGCUAGAUAAACUGUGAGCAUACAUCAUCGAAAGAAUACAUCAUACAACAUAAACUUCCAUGUACUUUCCAUGGGCAUGGAUACACAAUCAUACUAUAGAAAAACACCUUAGAGAAUAUAUAACAACUUCAGGUUAAAGCUGUUAAAACCUUAGAACCCUUUUGUUCUUUAGGGUUCUGUAGAUAACAGCAAAGCCAUUUCUAUGUCAUUCCAAGUGUUUCUUUAAUAUCAAACCAGUUCCUUCUGUUUAUCGACACCAGAUAUUUCCAAGCUUUUUUGUGAGGAAGGCAUUCUUGUCUUGAAGCUUUGCAGUGGCUGACGGUGGGAGCAAUGGUGCCCCUUUUCCAUCAGAAAUGCCUUGGGAGUGAGGACUUGGAGCAGCCACCAGCCUGUCACUCAGGAGGCUUGUUCAGAAUUAGACAAGGAUGGAAAGAAGGGUAUUUCUCAGCUUUGGUUUAUAACCUUGCCACCAAAACCCUUGCAAAAUGUUAAAUUUCAAAUACAUUGCAAAUCACUUUAAUUUAGAUGAUGAUAAACAUUAUUUUAUUUUGUUUCCAGGGAUUAAACCCAGGGACACUUUACCAGAGAGCCACAUCCCCAGCCCUUUCUGUUUUAUUUUUAGACAGGAUCUCACUAAGUCACUUAAGGUCUUGCUAAAUUGCUGAGGGUAGCUUUGAAAUUUCAAUCCUCCUACCUCAGCCUCCUGAGCCACCAGAGAUUACAAGCCCAGUGAUUGUAAGCAUCUUAAGUGACCCCCAACCCUAACAGUGAUAAUCAGUUUGUCAGACUCCCAAAUUUCAGUUCACACAUUUAUACAGACAGAAGUUUGGUAACUAAAUUAGACAUUCUAUCAAUUUUAACCUUUGAUAUAUAGUUAACCCAACUUCAGGGACAUGUAUAUCUGUUUACUUUAGGGGAGAGAAAUUGUUACUUUUUUUUUUUCUGCAUGGUAAAAAUGUUAAGUCAUGUGAAUUGAAAUUUUUUGGUUUUAAAUUAUUAUCUCAGAAAUGGGAAAACUACAGUUUAUUCUGGAAAGCUAAGUUCUAAACACAUAAAACCAGCAAAUUCCCACAUGUGUUAGGAGUCAAAAUAUGUUUUUCAAUUAUAAUUCAUAUUUCAAAAACUCUCAGUGCGCUGGGCACAGUGGCACAUGCCUAUAACCCCAGCAACUUGGCAGGCUGAGGCAGGAGGAUCACAAGUUCAAAGCUGGCCUCAGCAACUUAGAAAGAACCUGUCUCAAAAUAAAAAAUAGAAAGGGCUGGGGAUGUGGCUCAGUGGUUAAGCACACCUGGGUUCAAUCCCUGGUACUAAAAAGAAAAACAAAAAAACCUUUCAGUACUUUGUCUAAUUAACCACAUGCCAUAACCUGUCAUGACAGCUGUUCCAGCUGUAUCACUAUAAUUUGGCUGGAUGGGGAUGAAGUAUUUGCUGAAAAAUCUAUUGAAAUAAGAUCAUCAAACAUGUUUAGACUUUCUCUUGCCAUUACUGGAGACAGCCUAGUUUAGAGAUUGGCAUCUCCCUGUUCAGCCCUACAAGUUUCUCACCCACCAAAUUAGGAUGAUAGACUUGUCCAACCUACCUCAGAAGGUUGUGGGAAAGAUCAAAUUAUGUAACAGGUGUGAAAGUGCUUUCAAAAUGUUUUUUAAAAGUGCCAUGCAUAAAGAGUUAAUAUAUUAUUCAAAUCCAUAAGCAGGUUAUUGUUAUUUUUUUACUGUUUGAAAAGAAGUAAGUAGCAUCAUCCGCAUGAAUGUCUUGAGUGAAUAUGUGAGCCUUUGGCCUUCUCAGCAGUUGCCCUUUCUCUUACCACCUCUUGCUUCCAAAUUUAGCACCCAAACCUGUAGUACUUGGAGGGAAAAGAUCCAAUGAAUCUGAGAAAGAGCUUCUGAUGCAAAUGAGUUGAUCAAAUGGUAUUGUCUUUCAUAGGGGACAUCUUUGGCUAAUUGUACUUUACAACUAGAAUGGCUGAUUCAAGGCAUUAACUGAAUGUGAGUAUAAUCUUUUCAGCCUUGUAAGUGUGAAAAUAAGCAUUAAAAUUGAUUGUUGAAUACAGCAUUUCCUUGGAAAACACCUUAGAACAUUAGUUUUAUGGUUAUGAGUGUAUGUGCCAAUACUUCUCAGCCAAUGCAUUAUGGAUGUGAGCUUUUGUGGACUGCUUCUCUGAGUCAUUGACUCAAAUGUUGUAUAUGUUUCUUCACGUAAUAAAUUAAUUUUUCAAUUUC
Molecule: messenger RNA, 5861 nt
Organism: Marmota monax (woodchuck)
Lineage: Eukaryota; Metazoa; Chordata; Mammalia; Rodentia; Sciuridae
Gene: Xk
Product: X-linked Kx blood group antigen, Kell and VPS13A binding protein
Exons: 3
Coding region: 401-1732 (443 amino acids)
Cellular component (GO): membrane
Source: RefSeq, a predicted model, not a curated record